Molecule: messenger RNA, 1742 nt
Organism: Salvia splendens (bonfire salvia)
Lineage: Eukaryota; Viridiplantae; Streptophyta; Magnoliopsida; Lamiales; Lamiaceae
Product: thaumatin-like protein 1b
Exons: 4
Coding region: 251-1117 (288 amino acids)
Source: RefSeq, a predicted model, not a curated record
UUCCACCACUUCAGGUAAUUUCAAUACUUCAUUUAUCCAUAAAUCUAACAAGAAAAGUAGAUAAGUGUAAAGCAAGAAGCCAUGAACAUAACCUUCCAAAAAUCCCACCUUUUACUUUUCUCACUAAAUUUGUUCCAGAAAAAACUUGCAAGUGUAAACUAAAAUGGUGAAGCCUCAAUCUAUUACUAUUACAAACUCAAAACACAUAUAGCAUAAUCACCUGCAACUUCUCUUCAAUUCAAUCUUCCAAAUGAGCCGUCCGCUUUUCUCCACCCUGUUCCUCUCGCUGCUUUUGAUCAAUCUCUCUUUCUUCUCAGAGGUCGAAACGACGACGUUCAAGUUCGUCAACCGGUGCCGGCACACGAUAUGGCCGGGUAUACUAACCGGCGCCGACCGCCCGGUUUUCAACCCGACCGGCUUUACUCUCAAGAGCGGGCGAUCCAGAACGCUCCGGGCGCCCCAAUCGUGGUCGGGCCGGGUCUGGGCCCGGACGCACUGCGCCACUGAUUCCACGGGCAAAUUCUCAUGCGCCACCGCCGAUUGCGCCUCGGGGAGGGUGGAUUGCGGUGGCGCCGGCGCGAUUCCUCCGGCGACGCUGGCAGAAUUCACUCUCAACGGAGAUCAAGGGCUGGAUUUCUACGACGUGAGCCUUGUGGACGGGUACAACAUCCCAAUGCUUAUAAUCCCUAAGGGGGGUACAACCGCGAGCAGCGGGUGCAGCUCGACGGGUUGCCUCGUCGACCUCAACGGCGCGUGCCCGCGUGGGCUGGCGGUGGCGCAUGCCAGGGAGACCGUCGCGUGCCGAAGCGCGUGCGAGGCGUUUGGCAAUCCGGCGUUCUGCUGCAGCGAGGCGUACAAUACGCCGGAGACUUGCGAGCCGUCGGCGUACUCGCUCUUCUUCAAGAGCGCGUGCCCGCGCUCCUACAGCUACGCCUACGACGAUAAGACGAGCACCUUCACCUGCACCGGCGCCGAUUACACUAUCAUCUUCUGCCCCCUGCCUUACACCAGCAUGAAAUUUCUGGCAACACGGAAGGAAUCAGCACAGCUGCCUCUAGUGAACAAAAGUACGAUGUACGUUGGGAGGCGCCGCAGCAUGCUGUCAUUACCAGGAUGAAACGCAAUCACAGUAUACGAAGAAUGAUCAAUUUGUAAUGAACUAGGUGCUUGAAUUAGAUUCAAGCAUGAUCACCUCACCAAUGAGACGAUGCAAGCAUAUGAAUAUGAAGCAUCUUUGUGAAUAGUAAUUUUGCAUUUUCUUAAAAUUACGCUUCAGGCAUUAGAAAUGGUAUGUGCUAUGCCACCUUAUCGACUUAUCGUUGACGUUGUUCUGUUUGUGUAAGUAAAUUUUUUGACGAGAGAAACUUGCAGUCGCUAAUUGAGAAGAAUUGUUGGUGAUUCAAAUCCCGUUCUCUUUCUGUAUUGGUGAUGAGUGAAGAAUAGUUUUUGUACCCUCGCAUCCGAUAAAAUUGGAUCGAUAUAGCGAUGAUUAGCAUGUUCCGGCUGUACCAGAUGACACUCUUAAAACCUAGCAGCCAACAAUAUUCAUCCGGAAUAUGGAUCAUUCGACGGAAAUGAAAGGCUUUUUUUCUAUUCCAGAGGUGUGUAUAUUUCUCAAAAGUUAGAUCCUUUUUAAACAUUUUGAAGAUAAUUUAUAUACAAAUAAGGAUUUUUUAUUUAUAUAUAAUUAAUAACGAACUUUCAGUAUUUUUUUAGUACCAUGAUUUUGUUAUUUUGUUAUU